This is a messenger RNA of Pneumocystis carinii B80, 4342 nucleotides long. RefSeq lists its product as hypothetical. Gene Ontology annotation, biological process: negative regulation of transcription by RNA polymerase II; chromatin remodeling. The record is from RefSeq and is a predicted model, not a curated record. Gene Ontology annotation, cellular component: nucleus; chromatin. Gene Ontology annotation, molecular function: ATP hydrolysis activity; chromatin binding; DNA binding. Lineage: Eukaryota; Fungi; Ascomycota; Pneumocystomycetes; Pneumocystales; Pneumocystaceae. The transcript has 12 exons. The coding region runs from base 47 to 4300 and encodes 1417 amino acids.
AUUUAAUAGAAGAUGUUUAAAACAAAAAAUUAUCCUUAAGAUAGAUAUGAGAAGCGAGUCAGUAGAAUUACUGAGAAAUUUAACAUCAUAUGAUAAAACAGAGGGGAUUAUUAAUGUAUCAUUGGGGAAAGAAAAUGGAUUUAAGAAAGAAGAAUUAAUAGUAUCAAAAAACAGCGAUUUAUUAUAUAAGAAAGAAUAUUUUUGUAAAAUUAAAAAAGGAUUCCUAGAAGGGCCGGUUAAUAUAGAAAAUCAUGAAUAUUUUGAUCAUAAAUAUAACACUAAAAAUCAAGUACAUGGAAACAUGUAUAAAAUUUCAAAAUUCUCUAUUAUUAUUUCAAGGGUAAUUGAAAAAGAAAAUUUAUAUUAUGAACCUUCAGAACAUACAGUAAAACAUAUAAUUGAAAAAGUAGAUACGGGAUUAGGGGAGACGCAGAAAUAUAUUGUAUUAUUUGAAGGAGGAUAUAAAGCUAAAGUUAGUUCAGACCAAAUUAUUAAAUAUGAUCGGGGGAAUAUUGCUUUAAAAAAUUAUAAUGAAAACAUAAGUUCAUUAAUAAAUGAAGAUGGUAUGGAGAAAGAUUUUUUAAAGAAAGAAUAUGAUUAUUCUUCUGAUGAUAUUCCAUCAAUUGGGAAAGGAUGGCCGGAUGAAAUAUUUUUCAAAGAUAAAUUGUCUCCUGUUUCUUCAGAGAAAGCGUUAUCUAAUGAUAUUUUCCAAGAUACAGAAGAAGAAGAUAUAUUUACAUCGUCCAAAUGGAAAAAUAUAGGAUUAGGAGAAAUUAUAUUUUCUAGAGCAAAAACAAGUAUAUCAUAUGAGCCAGAAAACUCAAAAAAAAUAAGAAAAGAAUAUAAAAAAAAAGCAUCUGGAUUUCAAAUAAGAAGAUCGAACCGUAUCAAGGAAUGUUCUGUAGACUAUAAGGAAGAUAAAUAUGAAUCUUCUGAGGAUUCGUCUUCUGAUCAUUAUAUGAAUGAAUCACAAGAUAUGUUUUUAAAAAUAUUAAAAAAAGAUAAAAAAAAGUCAGGAAUUACUUUUUUUCCAGUGUUUAAUGACUUUAUGGAUUUUCAUAAACCUUUUUGUGAGAGGUGUGGUGGAAAUAGGGACCUUAUACCUUGUCAAGGCUGUUGCAUAACAUAUCAUCAAGAUUGCAUGGGUUCUAGAGCUAAUAAAGUUGUCGUUUUAACUUUAAUUGGUGACAAUGAGUACGUUUUUCAAUGCUAUUAUUGUAUGGAAAUGAAAAAGUCAUUUAAAUUAAGGAAUAGAUGUUAUGUUUGUGGGAAAGUUGGAGAAAAUUGUAUAAAAUUUGAUGUAUCACAAGAAAAUUCCAUGCAUGACGACUUUGACGAAUUGAAAAAAGAAAAUCAAAAAAACACUGAUUUUAUAAUAAACAAUUCAAAGGGAUUACUUUGGAGAUGUAAUAAAUGUUAUCGUGCAUGUCAUUUUUAUCAUUUACCUAAACAAUUUUAUAAAGUUGAAGAAUCUAAAGUAUCUCAAUUUGGUGAUUAUAUUAAAAAUUGGACAUGUAAUGAAUGUAUAAAAUAUCCAUACUAUAUAGAUAAGAUUUUGGGAUGGAGAAUUUCUUCUGAUAGCAAGCCUAUUGAUAUUAUUGUCGGUGAAUGUAAUGUAGAUUGUGCUGAAUGGUAUCGAGAAUAUCUUGUAAAAUUUAAAGCUCAAUCUUAUUUAAGAGUUGCAUGGGUUCCUGGACUCUGGUUAUCUGGGGUUUCAAAGAUAAAGAAUUAUUUUGAUCUUCAAGAAAAUAUUUCAAUUGAAAAUAUUGAAGAUGUUAUUCCUGAAGAUUAUUGUACUGUUGAAAUUAUUUUUGAUAUUAAAUAUAAGGAUGAUCUACUUAGAAGUCAGAAAAUGUUUAGAAACAAGGAGGAAGAAAUAGAAGCAAUAAAUACUGUAAAUGAAGCAUUGUGUAAAUGGAAAGGUUUAGAAUAUAAUGAUGUAACAUGGGAAAAGGUACCUGAAAAUAAUUCUCCUCGUUGGGAAGCGUUUAAAAAUGCAUAUAUACAAUUUGUUGAAAGUCAUUAUAUACAUAGUCUUGGUAAAAAUAAAUCACAUAGAAUUAUGAAAAAUGUUUCAUUUUCUGAUCUUAUAAUUAAGGAUCAGCCAAAAUAUAUACAGGGUGGCGAACUUAUGGAGUAUCAAAAAGAAGGACUCAAUUGGCUGUAUUAUAUGUGUCAAAUGGGGCGUUCAGUAAUAUUAGCAGAUGAAAUGGGUUUAGGGAAAACAAUUCAAAUAAUAUCCUUAUGUUCUGUACUUUUUUAUGAAUGGGAAAAAUGGCCAUUUUUGAUAGUCGCACCAAAUUCUACAAUAUCUAAUUGGAAACGUGAAUUUUCAAAAUGGUGUCCUCGUUUGCAUGUUGUUCCAUAUCAUGGGGAAAAAAUUCAAAGAGAUAUUAUACGCCAAUACAGAUUGUUUCAUCAUCAGUCUGGAGAUCUUAAAUGUCAUGUUGUUUUAACUAGUUAUCAUACAAUUAUAACUGAUUCUACAUUAAGUAAUUUUGAUUGGGAAUGUUUAAUUGUAGAUGAAGGGCAACGUUUAAAAAAUGAACAUUCUUUAUUAUUUAAAAAGUUGACUGCUUACAAAUCACAGAAUCGUAUUAUUCUUACAGGAACUCCUUUACAAAACAAUAUUAAAGAACUUUUUAAUUUAUUACAGUUUUUGGAUCCAGAAAAAUUUGAUACAACUAAAUUAUCUUUUGAAUAUUCAGACAUGACUUCUGAAAAAGUAACUCAAAUGCAUGAUAUUUUAAGGCCUCUGUUAUUACGUAGAACAAAAUCAGAAGUCCUUAAGUCAUUACCACAAAAAUUAGAAAUUAUUCUUCCUGUAACAAUGUCAUCUCUUCAAAAAAGUCUAUAUAAAUUGAUCUUGUCUAAAAAUGCAAAAUUGCUUAUGUCAAUAAUGUCUAAAUCUACUACUGAUCGUCCUUUAACAAAUUAUAAUAAUACAGCACUUUCAAAUAUUUUAUUACAGCUUAGAAAAGUCUUAUCGCAUCCAUAUGUUUAUAGUCCAAAUGUUGAAGAGAAAACAUCUAAUGAAGAAUUGGAAUAUGAAAGAAUGGUUAAGGCAUCUGCAAAACUAGAAUUUCUUAGUAAAUUGUUUCCCAAACUUAAAAGAAGGGGAAGAAGAGUUUUAGUUUUUUGCCAAUUUACUUUAACAUUGGAUAUUCUUGAAGAUUGGUUAAAUUACAUAGGUUAUAAAUCACAAAGAAUUGAUGGAACAACUCCAACAUGUGAUCGUCAACGCAGAAUUGAUCAAUUUAACGCAAAAGACUCUGAGUCAUUUUGUUUUUUACUUUCUACAAGAGCUGGGGGUGUUGGUAUUAAUUUAGCAAGUGCAGACACUAUUAUAAUAUAUGAUAUUGAUUUCAAUCCACAUCAAGAUAUCCAAGCCAUAUCACGAUCAUAUAGGAUAGGUCAAACUAAAAAUGUUUUAGUAUUUAUAUUAGUAACAAGAAAUACAGCAGAAGAGAAAAUAUUAGAAGGAGCUAGACGAAAAAUGGUAUUAGACCAUUUAAUAAUUGAAAGUUUAGAUGAAAAAAGCGAAACUUCUAUUGAUUAUCAAACUAUUCUUAGUUUUGGCGCAAAAUCACUUUUUGAUGAUCAAAAUAAUGAUCAAGAAAUAUAUUAUAAUGAUAAUGAAAUCGAAGGUUUAUUGGAGCAAAGUGAAAAAGAUGUUUCAAAGCAAGUUAACAAGAAUUCUGUAGAUUCAUUUUCAUUUGCUAAAGUUUGGGAAUAUUCUAUGAUGAAUAAAUCAAAUGAAGAUUCUAAAGAUAAUGUCAAAUCAGAAAUUGCUGAUAUAGAUUUCUGGGAUAAAAUUAUAAAUGAAAAUAACAUAGAAAAUAUUUCAGAUAACUCCAAUAUGGAAAUUGGAAUGAGAGGAAGGAAAAGAAAAAAAAUAAAUUAUUCUCUAGAUAUUUCAAGUAUAAAAUCUCAGAAAUUUAAAAAAACAGAAGCAAUUCUUAAUUCAUCAGAUACAGAAUUUUAUGAGAAUACUGACUACUUGAGUAACAAUGAAAAUAAUCAUAUAAAUAAACAUGGCCAUGUUCGUAAUAAAAUAUUUCGGGAUGGUUCAUGUUUAAGGACUAUUAAUACUCAGGAAAAAUUAAAUACAGAAACAUUCACAGAAGCAAUAUCAGAUACUCAUGAUGUCUUAGAAUCACAUAAAUAUUUAACUAAUGGUUUAAAAAAUAAUAAACAAAAACAUAAACAAAAACAUAAAAAAAAACCGAAAUCAAUUACUAAUUUGAAUAUAAUCAUAGAUAUUCCAAAAGAUCUAACCAAAAAGAACGUAUGUCAAUAAUAUUAUUUUUCUAAUUUUAUUAAAUUUCAACAAAAUUUUCUC